Messenger RNA from Lycium barbarum (goji berry), 2535 nucleotides. RefSeq names its product rhamnogalacturonan I rhamnosyltransferase 1-like. The transcript is spliced from 8 exons. Gene Ontology annotation, cellular component: cytoplasm. Bases 676 to 2205 code for a protein of 509 amino acids. The record is from RefSeq and is a predicted model, not a curated record. NCBI's taxonomy places the organism in Eukaryota, Viridiplantae, Streptophyta, Magnoliopsida, Solanales, Solanaceae.
AAAAAUAACAGGAAGGGAAGUGUGGAAGUUGCCGCAUUUGAUAACCACACCCACAAUAAGCAGUCCCCCUAAACCCACCACGCGGUGCGUGUUCUUAUCUCUCUCUCUCUCUUCUUUUUUCUAUUUGUCCUCUCUCAUUUUCUCUCUCCUCUUCACAAUUCACAAUUCUCUUUUUUUUUUCUCUCAUCGUCGCUUCACCAGCGGCGGCACCAGAUUCCGGCGACACGUCACCCGUCUCGCCGGAAAAAUCCACCACAAAAUCUCGGCCCACAUUUCUCAUUUAUUUAUUUCUUUCUUUUUUAUUGAUCUCUCGCAUCCCUAAGAAAAAAGCUGUUUUAAUCAAUCAGUUAGGGUUUGCUUCCGUUAUUACUGAAAAAGUCGAUUUUGUCCUUAAUGUGCUAGAGAUUUAGGGUUUAUGGUGCUGCUUUUGGAAUGAACAGUGUCUUGAAGAUCUAACAAGACAAGUUUUGUUCACCUUUCUGAAGGAUCAGAUUUGAGCAGUUUGAUCUACUCAUUUGUUGCCUUCAAAUUAUGAGUGUAGGAUUUAUUAAUUUCCUUUAAUUUCUGACUGGUUUUGGAUACUACAUUAUCAACAAGGCGUGAGUAAAUUCAUUACUGCACUGAGGGAAAAACUACAAACAAGAAAGGUAAGAUAUUUCGUUGUAUGGGUGGGAUAUGUGCAGAAUAGAGGGACAAAAGAGUAAAUUGGGCGUAAUGGGGUUCAAAACAGGGGGUUUAGGUGAUAGUCGUGUGGAGAAACUGAAAACUUCUAUGAUGUCGAGGUCUAGAAUGAAGUUAUGGAUGAUAAGGGCAACGACUUCGAUUUUAUUGUGGACUUGUGUGGUUCAAUUGAUGACUUUAGGAGAGACUUGGGGUCCUAGAGUUUUGAAAGGCUGGCCUUCUUGUUUCUCACAGGAGUCUGCUGCUUCAUUUGUUGUGCCUGAGGUCCCUACCAGAGUUCUUCCACCUAAAAGGGUUUACAAGAAUAAUGGUUACCUUAUGGUUUCAUGCAAUGGAGGGCUGAAUCAAAUGAGGUCUGCGAUAUGUGAUAUGGUUGCCAUUGCAAGAUAUUUAAAUGUGACUCUCAUAGUUCCUGAGCUGGAUAAAACCUCGUUUUGGGCUGAUCCAAGUGAAUUUCAAGAUAUUUUUGAUGUUGAUCAUUUCAUAAAAUCCUUGAGAGAUGAAGUCCGAAUAUUGAGAGAGCUACCCCCAAGACUGAAGAGGAGAGUAGAGCUAGGAAUGAUUUACACCAUGCCGCCUGUCAGUUGGUCUGAUAUUUCUUACUACCAUAACCAGAUUCUUCCCUUAAUCCGGAAGUACAAAGUUGUUCACUUAAACAGAACCGAUGCUCGGCUUGCCAAUAAUGGUCAACCCAUGGAAAUUCAAAAACUGCGUUGUCGAGUAAAUUUUGGCGCCUUGAAAUUCACCCCUCAGAUAGAAGAGUUGGGCAGAAAGGUCAUUCGACUUCUCAGGCAAAAGGGUCCCUUCAUGGUGCUCCACCUGAGAUACGAAAUGGAUAUGUUAGCCUUUUCUGGCUGUAGUCAGGGAUGUAACAAGGAUGAGGUUGACGAGUUGACAAGAAUGAGAUAUGCUUAUCCAUGGUGGAAAGAAAAAAUCAUAAAUUCAGAUUUGAAAAGGAGAGAUGGUCUCUGUCCCUUGACACCUGAAGAAACUGCCCUGACUUUAAGGGCGUUGGACAUUGAUUCCAGCAUACAAGUUUACAUUGCUGCUGGAGAAAUAUAUGGUGGACGAAGGCGAAUGGCUAGUCUUUCAGCAGCUUAUCCUAAUCUGGUGAGGAAGGAGACACUACUAGAACCUUCCGACCUUAUGUUCUUUCAGAAUCACUCUUCUCAAAUGGCUGCAUUGGACUAUCUUGUUUCAUUGGAGAGUAAUAUCUUUGUUCCUACAUAUGAUGGAAACAUGGCCAAAGUUGUUGAAGGACAUCGCAGAUAUCUUGGGUACAAGAAAACUAUCUUGUUGGACAGAAAGCUUCUAGUGGAUUUGAUAGACCAACAUACAGCUGGAUCAUUGACAUGGGAUGAGUUUUCUAAUGCUGUUAAGGAAGCUCAUGCUGAACGUAUGGGCAACCCUACAAAGAGGUUGGUUAUUCCUGACCGACCCAAAGAAGAGGAUUAUUUCUACUCAAACCCUUGGGAGUGUCUAGAACCAUCUAAUGAGGAUGAAACACUAAGUAGCAGCAUUUAAAUCAUGUUGGCGGUGGUAACACUUGUUCAGAAGAAAAAGAAAAAAACACUGCCAUGCAGUUUCUGUGAAUGAUUUAGAGAAGAUAGUUCUCAACACCGUGAGACAGUGAGAAAGCAGGAUUUUGCUUCGAGGAGACUCUUGAAGUUCUGUGGGAGGUGAACUUCGAUGGGCUGAGAAGACUUGAGAGCAUGCUGGAGAGUACAUUAAAACGUUUUUACAUAAAUUAAUAAUCGAUUUCCUGUAUAGAAGCUUCCCCUGCCAUUGCAGGGUUACAUCAACUCCACGGCAGUGUACACAUAAGGGUGAAAUAUAGAAUUUGUUUUACUGCAA